AAAUGGCAGCUGUAUCAAUAACAAUUUCAUUUAAUGAACAUUUCGCCAGCCUAUGAGAAAAAAGACAUAGGAAGCAUAAGGGAGAAUGAUAAUAAAAUGAACUGAUUAUAAGUGUGUGAGAAUGAUUACAUUAGGCAGGGGUGCCAUGAGGAUUGGUAUGAUAGUGACCUUGUUGCUAAGUGCAAAAGCAAAACAAUGACAGAAACAACUGUGCUAAGUACUGAGUGGAGGAGAGAGAUGGAGGCAGACGCUGCAGGGGAAAAAAAAAUCUGAUUAAAAAGGGCCCUUUUAUUCCACAGCACAAAAAUCCACAGCCAGGAAUUUGCUACCACCUCUGAGUCAGGCAGGGGGUGGGGGUGGGGUGCACAAUCCCAUUAGUAGAGAAUGCCCAGUGGGUUUAGUCUUUGAGAGUCACAUUUCUUAUUUGGACCAGUGUAGACAGAAGUAAACCCAGCUCACUUGUUUCCUGGGACAGUUGAGUUAAGGGAUGGCUUUCACAGAGCAUUCACCGCUGACCCCUCACCGUCGGGACCUCUGUAGCCGCUCUAUCUGGCUAGCAAGGAAGAUUCAUUCAGACCUGACUGCUCUUAUGGAAUCUUAUGUGAAACAUCAGGGCCUGAACAAGAACAUCAACCUGGACUCUGCGGAUGGGGUGCCAGUGGCAAGCACUGAUCGGUGGCGUGAGCUGACCGAGGCAGAGCGACUCCAAGAGAACCUUCAAGCUUAUCGUACCUUCCAUGUUUUGUUGGCCAGGCUUUUAGAAGACCAGCAGGUGCAUUUUACCCCAACCGAAGGUGACUUCCAUCAAGCUAUACACACCCUUCUUCUCCAAGUCGCUGCCUUUGCAUACCAGAUAGAGGAGUUAAUGAUACUCCUGGAAUACAAGAUCCCCCGCAAUGAGGCUGAUGGGAUGCCUAUUAGUGUUGGAGAUGGUGGUCUCUUUGAGAAGAAGCUAUGGGGCCUAAAGGUGCUGCAGGAGCUUUCACAGUGGACAGUAAGGUCCAUCCAUGACCUUCGUGUCAUUUCUUCUCAUCAGACUGGGAUCCCAGCACGUGGGAGCCAUUAUAUUGCUAACAACAAGAAAAUGUAGCAGUUAGUCCCUUCUCUCUUCCUUUCUUUCUCUUCUAAUGGAAUAUGCGUAAUUCCGUGGGGCCUCGCUUUCCCAUCUUAAAUUUCUAAAAACGGUUAAGACUACAGGCAUUUUCUUUCUUUUUUCUCUGACCACCUGCAGCCUGUUGAAGGACUACAGACAUUUUCAUCAAGUAGCGUUGGAGACAUACACAAAUGGGCAUACAAGUUUAGCCUGGGGGGUGUGAUUGUGUGCGCGCGUGCAUGUGCUGCAGGUGUAAGAGAGUGGGAGCAGGGACAACAUCCUUCCACUUCAGGGUUCUAACCUUUGUAACCCACUAAGUAACCUCUACAGGCAUUUAACAGCCUUACAGACAGAAUAUACAUAUGUUAUUUCUAGUUCUGGAUGACUCGGUCUGAGAAGAUUCAAUUUAAAAUCAGACUCUUUAGUCGAUUUAAACUCUUAGAGAAUAAGAAUAAUAAUGGCCAACUUUUAUUAUCUUCUAUAUUAAGGCAAUAUGCCAAGGGUCUUUAUGUAUAUUAUGUAUAGCGUUUACAACCUUGUGAGCAAGGUGGUGUUACUCCCAUUCGGUAGAUGAGAAAACAGGCUCACAGAGAUUUGGUUAAGCUCACACAGCUAACAAGUGGCACACUGAGUUUGAACACAGAUCAUUCUCCUUGUAAAGCCUAUGUGCCUUUCACUUUAGAGGCUUGAUCAUGAAUCAACUGCACCUCUUGGUCACAGGGUGUUGGAAGAUGCAUCCAUGUAAUCUAUUCCCAUCGCUGGAAAACAGCUGCUGUUAGAUGUCCUCAGAAAUCAGUUGCAAAUUUUAGCGUUAAAGUCAGGAUUUGUUGUUCAUACUUGGCAGUGAGGAGGGCAGCUGGAGAUCUUAAGAUUCCAUUUUGGAAAGUGAUUAGACCCGCCAAACUUCUGAACUUUGGAAGCUGGGGAUGUUUAGUAAUACAGCCUGGUUUUAAAGUGCUCACUAAAUGUUCUCGAAUAUUGGGUUGGGCACAGGUUAUACCAGGUUACCUCACUUUUAAUUAGUGAUGCAGGCAGUGUAACCAAAGCAUUUGUGGACAAUGAGUGGAAUACUAAAGUUAAAAAGUCAUCAAACUUGCACCUCAAAUUUUCAAGACUUAGUCAUGAGGAGAGGGUGAGGCCCACUCUUUCUACUGGAGAUACCAGAGACUCUGAAACUAUACCUUAAAGCCUCUGUGCUGCACAACAAAGGGGCGGGCUCUGCUUUUAAUUUCUUGUAAGAACCACACAUAGUAUGAAAGUUUGGUCAAUGUGGACAUUAAUGGAAAAGGCCAUGUACUGGUGGUGCGAUGUGAAUCCAAAAAUUUUCAAGUGUGUCAUUUAUUUUAUACUUAUCAAUUAAAACUCAAGAUCAUGGAUUGGGAGACCAAGUUAAUUUAAUUAAUUGGGGCUUCUGUAUUCGUAAAUGAACCAUGAGUCACGGCUAACUCCCACAGGUUUCAUGAGGUGUGGAUGAGUAGCUUAGCUUGUAUCCUUUCUCACAUGGGUGUGUGUACAAAACUCCAUGAAGUCACUAUUACCAGAGUACUCUGGGCUAGGCAUUGUAACAGUUCAGGGAAAGUAAGGCCCUGCUUUCUAAUAUGCAUUUGUGGCAAUAUGGUUGUGGGUGUGUAUACACACACACGUACAUUACUGUGAUCAGUGAUGCAGACAGUGUAACCCAAGCCUUUGUGGACAGUGAGUGGAAUACUACUCAAAAAGUCACAGAACUCCUUCACCUCACAUUCUCUGGACUUAGUCAUGAGGAGAGGGUGAGGCCUACUCUAUUCUCACUGGAGAUACCAGAGAUUCUGUAAACACACACACACACACAGUCGAAAUUAUAAGUCCCAGGUUUGUUAGGAAGCUAAAGGAAGGAGAGGGGUCCAAAGUAGUUUCCUGGAGGAGGUAGGAGUUGUGUCUCAGUACAAAACUACAAAAUACUCUGUACUGGUUGAGUACAAAGUGGAAGUCAUGAGAGAAGGGAAGAGGUGGUCAUUUGUAAUUUUGGCACUGAAUGUAUAGUCUUAUUCCAUUCAAGCUCUCUCUUAAUUUCUUCUGCUGAACAGCAGCAUUCUCAAAUAAUAAAAUUUCUACUUAUUAAUAGGAAGCUCUUAGAGCUAUCUUGAUAAUACUUUUGUUCAAUGGAGAAAUAUGUCUACAAUUUCUUAAUGGGGAAUAACUGACUAUGAAUUUGCUGCAUCUAAAAUGACCCCAUCAAUUAUGCAUGUAAAAAUAAAUUUUUGAAAUUUUUUAAAUAAAAAAUUAAAAGACGUUGCCCCCAUAUUCCCUCCAUCAAAAAAAAGUUUUUAAAAAAUGAGUGUCCCCCCUCCCAGUGUUUUUAUGUUUAGCAGGUACAGCAGCAGACAUCUGCAGAAGUUUCAGAACUCAAUGGAGCUUGGCUUAAGCUCUCAUGAGUUGCAUGUAAAGGAAUAUGUAUGUAUAAGAGGUGGAUUUGAAGUGGCAGAGGGUCCACAAAAGGCACAAGUACUAACCACCGAAUGGGAGGAGAUAGAAAAAUGCGUAAGUCACAAUUAAGUCACAGAAUCACCAAGUCUUUACCAAGUGCAUUCUCAGCACUUUGCAAAACGCUGUGUACUUGUCUUUCAAGAAGCAUACAAUAUGCACCCAAAAGAAGUGUGGGGAAAGCUAAUCUUAGAAAAAGAUAAAGGGGAAAUGAGCAGUAAAGCAUGCAACAAAAAUCAACAUGUAUGAGAUCUGAAUGUGUAGACAUUGCAUCAUGUUUAUUUGAAAUGGAUAAAUAGAAAAAGGGACUGAAUGGAUUAGUGUUCUAGAUGUGUGUCUUAUAGUAAAGAAGAGGAUAAUGAUGACACUAUGGAAUUACGUUUUUUUAGGAAUAUAGAACCCCACGAAGAUUUUCUUCAUUAGGUUUUAUUCUGUUGAUCUGAUAUGGAUAAGAUCUCUGGGAAAUCAUAUAUGGUAUAACUAUAUAGAUUGAAUUAUAGUUUAAGGUACAUGGAUUUAGUUUCUAGCCCUAACUCAUUUUGUAAAAACAAUUUCUUCUGCCUCCUUUUCAGAGAGUACCUUCUGAAAAGUCCUCUGUGGUUAAAGAGAUCUUGUUUUCCUGAGUCAAGGAACUGCAUGGAUGAGAAUUUUUCUUGCAUUCAUGUAAGAGGGUGAUUUGGAAAAGGCUCACAGAUCAGCACAAACUUGAAGGCCAAGCAUGGAAUAAAAUUAGCCUUAAGAUAAUCAGGUUUAAGUGAAGUGAGAGUUUUAAUAAAAAUGGAAAAUGUAAAGUCAUAGCUCUGGUAUUGCUGUUAUUUCAGGCUGCUAUGGAUCAAUGCCCAAAGGAUGACUCAUUGUUGUGAUCACUUGUCAGACAGGGAGAGGACUAGUAAAUAUUUCAGGAAGACAUAUCUGAAAAGUUAUUUAGAUUGAAUUUUGUUUGCGAAUCCUCAGCUCCUCAUGAGGUACCUGAGCAUCUCUAUUUAGCGGUGAAAUAGAGACACAGGAAGCAGAGAGACCUCCACCAGGAUGUAAAGGGGAUUGGUAAAGAGGAAAGGGGUAGGGGGGAGGAGAAUUUGGAUUUCACUUCAGUUGUUUCUCUCUCUCUCUCUGUGUGUGUGUGUGUGUGUGUGUGUGACUAAUGUACUGUUAAUGUAGUGUUUAGGUCAGGACAUUUCUUAAAAGGAAUGGUUUGGCCUCCUGCCUCAUCCCACCUCCACUGCAAGCAUCAGACCCACCCAAGAAUGAGCUCUCUGAAUGUGGGUGCAUUCAAAGGCAAAAAACGAUAAAAACUUCAUUUCUUGGCUUCUGUAGCACUCUGAGAACUACAGAUAAAGACGGAAUAAGAUAAUUUGAUAGUUUGAUGAAGUGUCUGGGUGUGAGAUAAAAUCUAUGUGUUUAUGAUUCUUAACAUAAAAGAUAGUAUUUGGAUCAAUCUGGUUUGAACACAUAGAAAACAAAAGAUGCAAGAAUAGCUAACAAUAAAGUUCUUUUCUCAGCAA
Messenger RNA from Pongo pygmaeus (Bornean orangutan), 5058 nucleotides. It is a transcript of the gene CNTF, whose product is annotated as ciliary neurotrophic factor. The coding region runs from base 488 to 1090 and encodes 200 amino acids. Gene Ontology annotation, molecular function: cytokine activity; growth factor activity; ciliary neurotrophic factor receptor binding. The transcript has 2 exons. Gene Ontology annotation, cellular component: axon. Lineage: Eukaryota; Metazoa; Chordata; Mammalia; Primates; Hominidae. The record is from RefSeq and is a predicted model, not a curated record. Gene Ontology annotation, biological process: positive regulation of tyrosine phosphorylation of STAT protein; astrocyte activation; positive regulation of axon regeneration.